AAAGAUGUGGUCUUGUUUCUGUACUAUUUUCAGAUCAUUUGUCUUAGUUGCCCAAAACGAAGCAUGUCUUUUGAAUUAAAGGAAAAGGGCAAUCGGCUCUACAAAGAGGGCGAUUACAAUGGCGCCGAAGAGCUCUUCUCCCAAGCGAUCCAGAAGAACUCCCGCGAACCAACCUUCUUCACCAACCGCGCGCUAACCCGUCUGCGCUUGGAGAAAUGGUCCGGUGUCGAACAAGAUGCCCGCGCUGCCAUCGCGCUCUACGGACACGAAAGUCCCAACCGUCUCAAAAGCUCCAGCUAUCUUGUACAGGCACUCCUAGGCCAACACCAACCACAAGCCGCUUACGAUAUCGCCAUUGAAGCCUACCGCGACAGUCUCUCCGCUAAGUCCCCGCAGACUGAGAGCCUCUCCAAGUUUGUUCUGCGGGCUAAGCAGCAAAUCUGGGCACUUAAAGAGACCCGACGUCUCCGCGAAAUGAACGAUACCCUUGCGACAGUGGAGGGGCUUAUCGAGACUGAGCUGCAGCGCUCACUAGACGAACUGCGCCGUCAGCUAGAUGCCGGGGAGAUUGGGGAGAUCGGAUACGUGGAAGAUGAGAAGGCGUUGCGUGGGGACAUGGAUAAGAAUAUCCAAAAUACUCGCGAGGCUUUCCAGGCUGCAUCGAAGGGGGAGAUUGCUGAGCGGGUAGUGCCGGACUAUCUGGUCGAUGGGAUCUCAUUUGAGAUCAUGCACGAUCCGGUCAUUACGCCGUCGGGGACCAGUUUCGAUCGCGUGGGAAUCGUCAAGUAUGUUGAGCAGUCUGGGACUGAUCCCUUGACGAGAGUGAGCAUGUCGGUUAAAGAUCUACGGCCUAAUUAUGCGCUUAAGGCGGCUUGUGAGGAGUUUCUGGAUAAGAAUGGGUGGGCGGUUGAUUGGUGAUCUUUUUUCCUUUCGCUCUGGAGAUUGCUUUUUUCUUUUGUUUUAGCUAUCGCAUCAAAUACCCGUCUUUGCUAGCAUUUAUGGCGUUUGUUGGCUACUUAAUUUACAAUGUCAGAUAGAGUAUCAUCGCAAUGUAGAGUUGUACAAAUAGAUUCCCUUCAUUAUUCG
Molecule: messenger RNA, 1086 nt
Organism: Aspergillus ruber CBS 135680
Lineage: Eukaryota; Fungi; Ascomycota; Eurotiomycetes; Eurotiales; Aspergillaceae
Product: putative U-box domain protein
Exons: 2
Coding region: 64-918 (284 amino acids)
Biological process (GO): proteasome-mediated ubiquitin-dependent protein catabolic process; positive regulation of proteolysis; protein polyubiquitination
Cellular component (GO): cytoplasm
Molecular function (GO): protein-folding chaperone binding; ubiquitin protein ligase activity
Source: RefSeq, a predicted model, not a curated record